Molecule: messenger RNA, 369 nt
Organism: Debaryomyces hansenii CBS767
Lineage: Eukaryota; Fungi; Ascomycota; Pichiomycetes; Serinales; Debaryomycetaceae
Product: mitochondrial 54S ribosomal protein bL34m
Exons: 1
Coding region: 1-369 (122 amino acids)
Biological process (GO): translation
Cellular component (GO): ribosome; mitochondrial large ribosomal subunit
Molecular function (GO): structural constituent of ribosome
Source: RefSeq, a predicted model, not a curated record
AUGUGGUCGUUAUCUGCUUGUGUUAGAAGAAGUACUUCUAGUGUACUUCAACAACCCUUGCGUCAUUUUUCAUGUUUGACGAAACCUAAUACACCAUUAUCAGCCUUACGGAGCAUGAAUGGUAAUACAGUCAAUAAUGUGGAAUUCAAUAGUAUAAGCUUAAUCUCGGAUAAAAGUCAAACAAAUUCUGCAUUUCAACUUAUGUUUGGAUUUGUUCAAAGGAGAUUCAAGUCUAGAGGUAAUUCAUAUCAACCAUCGACAUUAAAAAGAAAGAGAACAUUUGGAUUUUUGGCAAGAUUGAGAAGUAAAAAUGGAAGAAAGAUUCUAUCAAGAAGAAAAGCGAAGGGAAGAUGGUACUUAUCUCAUUAA